Messenger RNA from Cajanus cajan (pigeon pea), 985 nucleotides. Its product is annotated as cyclin-dependent protein kinase inhibitor SMR11. NCBI's taxonomy places the organism in Eukaryota, Viridiplantae, Streptophyta, Magnoliopsida, Fabales, Fabaceae. The record is from RefSeq and is a predicted model, not a curated record.
GGCAUUCACAACACAGCAUUUUUCUAAGCAGCAUAGGAGAGCAUAGCAGUAGCAUCUAUCUACUUCCUCGCUUCCACUUCCAACUCACUCAGCUUUAUGGAUUCUGUAGAUCUGUGCAAAGAUUUAAUGAAAGAUAUUACUCCUCCAAAGGUCGCCACCGAUUGUGUGGUUCCUAUAACCCCUGACGCCGUGACUGAGAAUGGGGAUUUUCAAUCCCAAUCCCCUCUCACACUCUCAGUGGUCAGAAAACAACUCAAACUUGCCACCAUUGAUUGUGAUUCCGAACGUUGCUCUGUUGAAAACAUCGUGAAUGGCGUAGGUAGCCCCAGAACUCCUAAAGAUGGGGUUUUUGACCCCUUUGCACCUGGUCAUGAUAACAUGGCUAGGGCACCCAGCAUUAACAAGUAUCUUGACGAGUACAGGUCCACCGUGGCUCGCCGACUUAAUUUCCACCCGUCAUUUGAUGUGCUUCAAGUGGAUGGUGACACUCUUUCAGACGAGGACAUGGUUGAAUCAGUGUACGAGAAUCUUUUGCAAGUUAUUGUUUCUAAGCAAGCUGAGGGGCUUCUUGCUCAGAAGUCCAACCGCUGUGAAUCGCCUCCUUCCGUGUUCCACUUCACCGGAAUUGCGGAUACUUGCCCUGCUGCACCUAUGAAACCUGCCGGUAAACCUAGGAACAUUCAACUGGGGCUGUGCAAGAAGCUUGAAUUCUGACACAAAGUCAACUAUAUCUAGAUCUAGACUAGACCUGUUACACAUCAUAUUCAGUCGGAAACUGCAUUUUGUGCUGCUAAUUUGAUUUUGUAUCUCUAAUUUUUAGCUUAGCUUGUUCAGGGAUAAUGUAGUUUUACAGGGCACAGUUGCAUCUGACCAAGCUGGUACAUGUAGCAGCUAUUUUGUAUAGCAAACUAAUGAUGUUAGUUUAUUUUACAGUGAAUUAUUCUCCAGUUUUAACUCGAACGGAUAUUUUCUUUUUUUAGUUGUA